Molecule: messenger RNA, 1320 nt
Organism: Darwinula stevensoni
Lineage: Eukaryota; Metazoa; Arthropoda; Ostracoda; Podocopida; Darwinulidae
Source: the annotation of a GenBank genome assembly
AUGGUGCAGCAUCAUUACAGACGGCAGUAUGGGAUGGAACCACCGUUGAAACCAACUAUCCGGAAGGGGUUGAGGAAGUUCUUGGAGACAGGCAGCGUGCUUCAACGACAGGGAGGUGGACGGCCCUCUGUCAGUGAUGAGCGCAUGGUAGCCGAGGUGAAAGCAAAGGAUGGAUGGGGUGGAAUUGGAGUCUUCAGCCCUUCUACAAGCCUCAAGCCCGUCUACAAGGCGAUGUUUCCUUCUAUUAUAGACGAAAAGAACGGGAAGUAUGAGAAACUUAAGAAUGUGACUUGGGGAGGUAUACACAAUCGGGUAUUCGUCUUCAAAGGGCGGAAGACUUUCAUGGUGGAAACAGAUAACCCAAAGCAACUUCAACGAAGACGAAAACAGGCAUCCCUUAUGCAGUAUAUUCCGUCUCUCCGUUCCCGCGCACCAUUCUCCGUUUCUCGCCUCACUUGCCUCACUCCUUGUCGUGGGUCAUCAAAAGGAUUCUAUCUCUUCGGGGAAUUUCAAAACGAUGGAGAGUGGUCGCAAUCGAAUGCCGGAGCUUUUAUUCCGUCUUGCGAGAAAUGGUUCCCUCUUCCUCCAUUCGGGCUGAAGUUAACCAAGGUAGCUGGGACAUCUCUGGAAAACGGAACUAUUUUCCUCCUCGGCGGAGAACAUUGUGGGAAACGAAACAGGGUAGUAAAGUCUGUGUGUCUGUACGACGUCCGUGUGGGUAAAAGAUACUCGACCCUCCCAGAUAUCCCGGAGCCGAUAUGCGAAGCAGCGGCGACAGUAUUGAGCGGAAGACAACUCCUACUGGUGGGUGGAUCUCCGGACCAGGCUACUUCUUCCAAUCAGACAAGUGUGCUAGAUUUAAACAAUUUAAAAUGGGACUCAUCCUCUUCUUCAUCCUCCUACAUUCCUCGCCUACACUCACCCAGAAGAAGUCUUGGUCUUGGAAGAGACACUCUGGAUCAGGUCAUGGCUAUCGGCGGGAAAGGAAGUAAUGGAAAACCCUUAAAGACAAUGGAGGUUUUGGAGGCCGAUGGGGGAAAUUUUCCAUGGAGGUGGAAUGAGUAUCCCUUGCCUGACUCACUUGAAGCAUGUAUUCUUCCUAGCGUCUUCCUCUGAACAUCAUCUGUUUAUGAAGAAUGUGGAGAGACAUGAGCAUGGGAAAAGUAAAUAUGUCUAUCCAGCAUGCCCAUCAGAUUCCAUCGUGUGAUUAGGAGACUGGAAUCAUGUUAACAUACUUGUUUUCCUGUGGAUUUCAUGAAAAAAACCAAGCAAAAGGAUUAUCAUAUUGACAGCAUGAGGGCAAAACCGCAAAAAAUUAUG